AUGACCCUAAAGAUCUUUCUUACGGGUGUCACCGGUUACAUCGGCGGAGACGCCUUCUACGCUCUCUUCGAUAAGCACCCAGAGUAUGAGUACUCCCUGCUCGUCCGCAACGAGGAGCGCGCCGCCCCUGUGAAGAAGGCGUACCCCAAGGUUCGAAUCGUGAUCGGGACCUUACAUGACGCCGAUGUUAUUGAGAAGGAAGCCGCAGCUGCUGAUGUUGUUGUCCCUAACGUCCAGAUCCGCUUAGACACCGCCGACUCCGCGGACGAUGAGCCCUCGGCGAAAUCCAUCGCAAAAGGCCUAGCCGCGGGCCACUCGCCCGACCAGCCGGGCUUCUGGAUUCACGUCUCGGGCACCGGCAUGCUGCAAUGGUACGACAGCAAGCACAACCGCUACGGCGAGGCCCCUCUUCCGGACCAGGACUAUCACGACAUCCGCGACAUUGACCGCAUCCUCAACUUCCCGGACGAGGCCCUCCACCGCAACGUGGACAAGGUUGUGCUCGCCGCAAACUCCCCCGCCGUGCGCGUCGCCAUCGUCGCCCCGCCCACCAUCUACAGCUCCGGCCGCGGCCCGGUGAACCAGCGCUCGAUUCAGGUGCCCGCGCUCGCACAGGCCGCCCUCGAAAAGGGCUUCGCGCCCAUCAUCGCGCCGGGCAAGACGGAGUGGGACAAUGUCCAUGUGCACGACCUCUCGCGGCUCUUCGUGACGCUUGUCGAGGCUACCCGGGACGGGUCCAAGAAUGCCGACCCGGAGGUGUUUGGACCCAAGGCGUAUUACUUUGUCGAGAGCGGCACGCAUGCCUGGAGCGAUGUUGCCAAGUGGGUCGCCGAAGAGGCUUACAAGCAGGGAUACCUGCCAGCGCCGCUCACAAAGGAGGUGACGAUGAAGGAGGCGCUGCAGAGCGACGGGGUUGCGAACAACAGCUGGGGCCUGAACUCCAAGAGCAAAGCGGAGAGGGCACGGAAGUACCUGGGAUGGGAGGCCAAGGAGAAGAGUCUGCGGGAGGAUAUUCCCGAGCUCAUCUCUCUGGAGGCGAAGAGGUUGGGCUUGCAGCCGCAGGAGAAGAAGCACUAG
Messenger RNA from Colletotrichum spaethianum, 1077 nucleotides. RefSeq lists its product as uncharacterized. The record is from RefSeq and is a predicted model, not a curated record. The transcript is spliced from 5 exons. The coding region runs from base 1 to 1077 and encodes 358 amino acids. Lineage: Eukaryota; Fungi; Ascomycota; Sordariomycetes; Glomerellales; Glomerellaceae.